Molecule: messenger RNA, 1569 nt
Organism: Sitophilus oryzae (rice weevil)
Lineage: Eukaryota; Metazoa; Arthropoda; Insecta; Coleoptera; Curculionidae
Product: putative nuclease HARBI1
Exons: 2
Coding region: 312-1370 (352 amino acids)
Source: RefSeq, a predicted model, not a curated record
CCAGUUUCAUAAUAAAAUAUAAAGUACUUUAAAAUCUUAAAGGAACUUUAAAUUUAAAAUUGCGUUCCAUAAUUAAACUUUAAGGUUUAAAGUCGCUUUAAAGUUAAAGUGCACAUGCUCCCGCUUUAAAAACGCUAAAGUACUUUACUACUUUAACCGUAACCCUAUAUUUCGAAUUUCGAACCUGUUUCGAACUCCCUAUUUUUCGUUUCAUCCUCGUGUUUUAACCCCUGUGGUUUUAGCUUUUGUGGAUUUAGCAGAGAGAAAAGUGUUUGGUUAAUUCUGUCAUUGUAUAAAUCAUUUUUUGAAAUAUGUUAUCUUCAUCCUCAAGUUCUAGUUCUGAAGAAGAAGAAAUAGUUGUGAGGAGGCCAAAGAUAUAUCCCAAAAGGAAAGAUUACGUCCACGAAUAUGAUGAGCUUGAUUUCUUUGAUAGGUUUAGGCUGACAAAGGCAACGGUUAUCAAUUUAUUAGAAAAAAUUGAAAACUUGAUAGUGUUACCAACAAACAGGGGCGGAUGCAUAGAUCCAAUGAAGCAAUUGUUGCUUACAUUACGUUUCUAUGCAACAGGAAACAUCCUACUCUCUGUAGGAGAUUUUAUGGGAGUGUCAAAAAGCUCAGCUAGUAGAAUCGUGCAAAGAGUUUCUCAGGCAAUUGCAUCUUUGAGGCCACAAUAUAUCAACAUGUAUGGUACAAACCAAGAAAUGGAGGCAGCAUGUGAAGAUUUUUAUAGAAUAGCUCGGUUUCCAAAAUGUAUUGGUGCUAUUGACUGUACUUUAAUAAAAAUAGAUUCAGUAGGGGGAGACGAUGCUGAAAUUUUUCGAUGCAGGAAAGGAUAUUUUGCAGUAAAUGUACAAACAGUUUCUGAUGCCGAUUUAAGAAUAAGGAAUAUUGUUUGUCGAUGGCCAGGGUCUACACAUGACCAAACUAUAUUCAACAACAGUAACUUAAAACAGCAAUUUGAGAAUAACAUGUAUGGCCAGUACUUAUUAAUUGGUGACAGCGGUUAUACAUUGAAACCAUACCUCAUGACACAACUGCAAACCGUGGAAACAGCAGCUCAGAAUUUAUAUAAUGAAUCACUCAUUAGGACACGGAAUGUUGUGGAACGGCAGUAUGGGGUAUGGAAACGAAGGUUUCCAAUACUUCGAUUAGGUAUGAGGUUAAAAUUAGAAACAAUUAGAAACAUAAUUGUGGCAACAGCUGUACUCCACAAUUUAGCGCUGGCAAUGGGAGAAGAAUUUCCAGACGAUUGGCUGGAACAAGAAGAAGGUGAUGAUAUUCAUGAAAAUCAUGUCAAUUUUGAUAAUAAUAAUAACAAUGGACGACAAGUAAGAGAUCUGUUAGUCCAUCAACAUUUUGGCAGAUUAUAGAGCAGCACUUCAAUAUAUAUUUUAAAAUAAUGUUUUUUGUAUUUAACAAUUUAUUGAUUUAUAAUUUAACUAUAAUUAUAAAGAAUAAAAAAUAUGCAUUUAUUUAAAGGGACAUUCAUUGUUAAAUAUUGAACACUUCUUUAUUUUGAUUUGUUAAACUGUAACUGUUACAAUGAAUAAAAUGUAUGCAUUUAUUAAA